This is a messenger RNA of Galeopterus variegatus (Sunda flying lemur), 1239 nucleotides long. RefSeq names its product REX4, RNA exonuclease 4 homolog (S. cerevisiae) (gene REXO4). The record is from RefSeq and is a predicted model, not a curated record. Gene Ontology annotation, cellular component: nucleus. Bases 1 to 1239 code for a protein of 412 amino acids. Gene Ontology annotation, molecular function: nucleic acid binding; 3'-5' exonuclease activity. Lineage: Eukaryota; Metazoa; Chordata; Mammalia; Dermoptera; Cynocephalidae. Gene Ontology annotation, biological process: rRNA processing; DNA catabolic process. The transcript has 8 exons.
AUGGUGAGGGUCUCUGCCGCCGAGGGCGCCCCGAGCCACCCCGGGGCCGCGCCGGGCCUUGUCGCGAUGCUCACUCGGAGGAAGAACAGCAAGAAGAAAAGGUCGUGGAGGAACAAAGCGCGAGAAGCAAGCAGAAAGCCGGGACGCGACCCAGGCCUUGUCGCGAUGCGACCUCCAAAGGCCCCACAGGACUUUUCCCGAAACUGGAAAGCUCUGCAGGAGCUGCUGAAACAAAAAUCACAAGCCCCAGAAGAGCCUCUUGCUAUCUGUCAGAUGGGUUCCAAAAAGCAGCCUGAAAUUAUCCAGCAGAACAGAAGAGAGGUCUCAGAUACAGCAAAGGGAGAUGAGAUGCCGGCAGAAAAAGGCCCAGCAGCCACUGGGGGCUCUGCUCCUUCAGGACCUAAGACAAGCAGGAAAGUGCUACCACCUCACACAAAGGCCAAUGGACACAGUGAGAAAGGAACCAAGGAAAGCACAAGUGACAUUUCUAAGAAACGAGGGGACAUCAAGCAUAAGAAGCGGAAAGCUACGGAGCCGGCUGCAGCCUCAGCUCCAGCCUCAGCUCCAGCCCUGCCCACCGAGGAAGACAUCUGGUUUGAUGAUGUUGACCCGGCAGAUAUCGAAGCUGCCAUAGGUCCAGAGGCAGCCAAGAUAGCAAGAAAACAGCUGGGUUGGAGUGAAAGCAGUGUCACCCUGGUGAAAGAGCAGGCCUUCAGUGGCCUGACGAAAGCCUUGGCCAUGGAUUGUGAGAUGGUGGGCGUGGGCCCUAAGGGGGAGGACAGUGUGGCCGCCCGCGUGUCCAUCGUGAACCAGCACGGGAAGUGUGUUUAUGACAAGUACAUCAAGCCGACCCAGCCCGUGACAGACUACAGGACAGCGGUCAGCGGGGUACAGCCUGAGAACCUCAAGCAGGGAGAAAAACUCGAAGUUGUUCAGAAGGAAGUGGCAGAAAUGCUGAGGGGCAGAAUUCUAGUUGGACAUGCGCUGCAUAACGAUUUGAAGGUACUGUUUCUUGAUCAUCCAAAAAAGAAGAUUCGGGACACACAGAAAUAUAAACCUUUCAAGAGCCAAGUGAAGAGUGGAAGACCGUCUCUGAAGCUACUGUCAGAGAAAAUCCUGGGGAUCAGGGUCCAGCAGGCAGAGCACUGUUCGAUUCAAGAUGCCCAGGCAGCGAUGAGACUCUAUGUCACUGUGAAGAAGGAGUGGGAGAGUGUGGCCAGAGACAGGCGCCCCAGGUGA